AUGGGUUCCGAGAAACGAAGCAAAGAAGAAAUUGAACAAGAGGAAAUAAAGAGACCUCGCCUGGAUGAGCAGCCGAGUGCCAAAACUAGUUCGAGCUCCCUGUACUUAGAUACAAUAAACCGUCAUAUGUUAGACUUUGAUUUUGAGAAAGUUUGUUCAGUUUCUUUAUCAAAUCUAAAUGUAUACGCUUGUCUGGUGUGCGGUAAAUACUUUCAAGGACGCGGACGCAAUUCACACGCCUACUUUCACAGUUUGCAUGAAGAUCAUCACGUCUUCAUUCAUCUACAUGAGUUAACCGUAUACGUUUUACCUGACGGAUAUGAGGUCAAGGAUUCUUCCUUAGACGAUAUCAGGUAUGUGCUUCAUCCAACAUUCACUAAAGAGCAAGUCUCUCAGUUGGAUCAGAAUAUCAAGCAUUCGUAUGAUUUAAAUAACAAAAAGUAUUUACCAGGAUUUGUCGGUCUCAAUAACGUUAAGGCUAACGAUUAUGUCAACGUGAUAAUACAAACAUUGGCACACAUUCCUCCACUUCGAGACUACUUCAUCCUGCAAAAUCUUGACAAAAAGUCACAAUUAGUUCAACGAUUUAGUACUCUUGUUCGAAAAAUUUGGAAUCCGAGAGCUUUCAAAGGUCAAGUUAGUCCUCACGAGUUACUCCAGGAAAUUUCUAAUGCCAGCAACAAACGUUUUAAACUUUCCGAACAAAGUGACCCAAUUGAUUUCAUGUGUUGGUUUUUGAACUCUCUGCACAGAGACCUUGGCGGAACAAAAAAAUCAAAUAGCAGUAUAAUUCACAUGAUAUUUCAGGGAGAAGUUAAGGUCGAAUCUCAAUCGGUGAUUGUAAAAUCGGACGCUGAUGAAAAAGAUCGUCUGUUUUUCGAUGUUGAUCGAGAAAUCAUGACAACAAAGUCACCAUUUAUUUUAUUGAGCUUGGAUUUGCCACCACCGCCAUUGUUCCAAGAUGAAGUCGAAAAGAAUAUCAUUCCACAAAUCGCGUUAACAACAAUACUCUCGAAAUAUGAUGGUCGCACUUUCCAGGAAUCGUCUGGGAUGUUAAGAAGGUCACAGCUGAUUCGCCUUCCCAACUAUCUCAUCUUUCACAUCAAACGUUUUACCAAAAACAAUUGGGCCGCCGAAAAGAACCCAACGAUUGUUAAUUUCCCUAUAAAAAAUUUGGAUAUGCGAGAAUAUCUAGAAAACCCGGACGAAGAAAAGCUUGGCACUUAUUAUGACUUGAUUGCUAAUAUUUGUCACGAAGGGAAACCGGGAAAGGGAAAGGGAACAUACAAAGUGCACAUUCAACAUCGCGGUUCUAAAGAUCAAUGGUUCCAAAUCCAGGACUUGAUCGUUGAGGAAAUUAACGCCCACAUGAUAUUUCUGUCUGAAAGUUACAUUCAGGUUUGGGAAAGGAAGGAUCAGAAUAUGAACAUGGAAAUAGAUUAG
Acaulospora morrowiae is the source of this 1443-nucleotide messenger RNA. The record is from the annotation of a GenBank genome assembly. Lineage: Eukaryota; Fungi; Glomeromycota; Glomeromycetes; Diversisporales; Acaulosporaceae.